Penicillium bovifimosum is the source of this 1236-nucleotide messenger RNA. RefSeq names its product glycoside hydrolase family 71 protein. Gene Ontology annotation, molecular function: glucan endo-1,3-alpha-glucosidase activity. Gene Ontology annotation, biological process: mating projection tip cell wall disassembly. Lineage: Eukaryota; Fungi; Ascomycota; Eurotiomycetes; Eurotiales; Aspergillaceae. The record is from RefSeq and is a predicted model, not a curated record. Bases 1 to 1236 code for a protein of 411 amino acids. The transcript has 5 exons.
AUGAUCUGGAAAGCCCUCCUCAGCACGGCAGCCAUAUUGGCACAUAUCUCCCCAGCCCUAAGUAUCCCAACCAACAGCUCUACAAUAUCCACUCGUCAAUCCAAUGAUCGAUAUGUCUUCGCCCACUUCAUGGUCGGCAUCGUGAAAGACUACCAACUCCCCGACUGGAAAGAAGACAUGCUCGCCGCCCAAGCAAUCGGCAUCGACGCCUUCGCCCUAAAUUGCGCCAGCAUAGACGACUACACGCCCACGCAACUAGCCCUCGCCUACACCGCAGCCCAACAAACAAACUUCAAAGUCUUCAUCUCCUUCGACUUCGCCUACUGGAACAACGGCGACACAGCCCAGAUCACAGCCUACAUGCAGAAAUACGCCAGCCACCCUGCUCAGAUGCAGUACCGCGGAGCUGCGGUGGUCAGCACCUUUGUCGGCGACAGCUUCAACUGGGAUGCCGUGAGACGCGGGACUGAGCAUGCGAUUUAUGCGUUGCCGAAUCUGCAGGACCCGGCUUUGGCAAGCACGGUGGCGGCGAGGAGUGCUGAUGGGGCUUUUUCUUGGUUGGCUUGGCCGACGGAUGGGGGGAAUAGUAUUAUUGCUGGACCGAUGACGACGGUUUGGGAUGAUCGGUUUGUGCAUUUUUUGGAUGGGAGGACUUACAUGGCUCCUGUUUCGCCGUGGUUCUCGACGCAUUUCAAUACUAAGAAUUGGGUUUUUGUUUGUGAGGAUUUGCCGACGAGGAGGUGGGAGCAGAUGCUUGCUCUAGGGCCGGAUUUGAUUGAGAUUAUUUCGUGGAAUGACUAUGGUGAAUCCCACUAUAUCGGCCCGUACUCCCCCCACCACAGCGACGAUGGCUCCGCAAAGUGGGCAGCGGACAUGCCCCACGACGCAUGGCGAAGACUGUUCAAACCGUACAUCUCUGCCUACAAGGCCGGAGCUAAAACACCUACAGUAGAAGCAGACGAGAUCGUCUAUUGGUAUCGUCCGACCCCGAAGGGCGUUGUUUGUACGGGUGAUUCGCUCUCAGCACCGAUGGGCAUUAAUAUGCUCAGCGAUAGCAUCUUCGUUGCGACUAUGUUGACGAGACCGGCUGUUUUGACUAUGCAGAGUGGGGGAAAUACACCAGUCAGCAUUGAUGUUCCUGCUGGAAUCGUUACUUCGAAUGUGACUAUGGGCGUUGGUAGGCAGUCGUUUACGGUGAGGGACGAUUGGGAGGAUUCAGGUGGCUGGGAGAUGUAA